Molecule: messenger RNA, 1623 nt
Organism: Biomphalaria glabrata
Lineage: Eukaryota; Metazoa; Mollusca; Gastropoda; Planorbidae
Product: pancreatic triacylglycerol lipase-like
Exons: 12
Coding region: 29-1522 (497 amino acids)
Biological process (GO): lipid metabolic process
Molecular function (GO): triacylglycerol lipase activity; protein binding
Source: RefSeq, a predicted model, not a curated record
CAACUUGUUUCCAGACAACUUGGCGAAGAUGUCUCCAUGGGCGGCUGUUAUUCUAUCUCUUGUGUUGACAACAAUAGAGACGAAAUCUAUCGCAGCAGACGAGACUAGAGAGAAACGAGGCUCUGUUUGUUACGGUUCUCUUGGCUGCUUCGCAACUGAAGGACCUUUUGGAGUCAGUUUAAAACGUCCGAUAGUGCUGAAUCCACAAUCUCCACAACAAAUCAGAACCCUCUUUAAGCUCUACACGCGUGAGUACAAAACUGUGCCUCAGGAUCUGCCAGCUAUCCACACCAGUAAUGCAUCCACAACUUUCUCUCAUUUCAAGACCAAAACUAAAACCAAAAUUUUGACCCACGGUUUUUUGGAUAACCCAGAUAUUUCUUCCUGGCAAAAAAAUUUAAAAGAUGAACUACUAAAACAAGGAGACUACAACGUUAUCCUAGUGGACUGGUCAAAGGGCAACUUGCCCCCUUACACCCAGGCCACUGCCAACACUCGAGUAGUCGGAGCCCAGAUAGCAGAACUGAUCAAGCAGUUAAUAAAAACUAAAGGUGUUACCGCAGCAGACUUUCAUCUCAUUGGACACAGCCUGGGGUCACACAUCAGUGGCUAUGCUGGGGAGAGAGUUCCUGGUCUUGGAAGAAUUACUGGUUUGGACCCUGCUGGACCUUACUUUGAAAACACUGACCACACCGUACGACUUGACCCAACGGAUGCAGUCUUCGUGGACGCGAUACACACUGACAGUGAAUCAUUAAUACAAUUCGGUCUGGGAUUAAAACAGCCAAUAGCAGACCUGGACUUCUUUCCUAAUUUAGGACGUGAUCAGCCAGGGUGUACGCGGAAUCCUUUCACUCAAAUAUCUGACUGGGGAUUGAUCCAAGGGACUUCUGAAGUUGUUGCCUGUAAUCACUUUAGGGCAAUCCACUUCUUCACAGAGAGUAUCAAUACACGGUGCCCAUUUAUGGGCUAUGCAUGUAACUCUGAAGAGGACUUCACUAGCGGACGAUGUAACUCCUGUGGAGCUGCUGGCUGUGCGUACAUGGGUUUUCAUGCUGACAGACAUGUCCCGCCCAGAGGACAGACAAGAAAGAUUUACUUGACUACAUCCACACGUAAACCUUUCUGUCAGUAUCACCUAGAUGUCGCUGUGAAACUCUCCUCUGGAACAGGUCAGACUGAGCGAGGUAAACUGUUUGCUAUCUUCACGGGAGAUAAAGGCAACACCGAAAAGAUCCAGUUGAAUAAAGAUCCAAUGGAGCUACGUGUUGGUACGACGCAUACAUUUAAAGUCGGCACAGACAAGGACGUCGGGGUCCUCCACUCAGUGACCAUCUCAUUUACUCAUGUAGCCCCCAUCUUGAACCCAUCCCAGUGGGACGUACUCGGACUACGGAACCCUAAAAUUUACAUCGCAGAAGUUGAUAUAGACAACAAAGAAUCAAACUCCAGGACACGCCUAUGUGCAGGUGGGGUCAGUGUUGAAAGUGACAAGUCUCUAGUUGUGAAUAAGUUAUGUUAGUGAUUUCAAAACAUUGUAGUCGAAGCUAGAAUAUCUAGACCAGGUGUCUUUAGUGGGAAAUAUAAAAAAAAAUUGAAUUUAACAAAAGUGUCAUUGUUAUU